Gekko japonicus is the source of this 2392-nucleotide messenger RNA. RefSeq names its product membrane associated ring-CH-type finger 7 (gene MARCHF7). Gene Ontology annotation, molecular function: ubiquitin conjugating enzyme binding; ubiquitin binding; zinc ion binding. The record is from RefSeq and is a predicted model, not a curated record. The coding region runs from base 81 to 1628 and encodes 515 amino acids. NCBI's taxonomy places the organism in Eukaryota, Metazoa, Chordata, Lepidosauria, Squamata, Gekkonidae. Gene Ontology annotation, biological process: protein autoubiquitination. Gene Ontology annotation, cellular component: nucleus. The transcript is spliced from 11 exons.
GAGCGAUCAGCUGGAGGAGGAGGAGAAGAAGGCGGUGGAAACCGAAACGGGGAGCGACGAGGGCCAGCAGUGCUCAGAGAAUGGAAUCGAAGCCUUCCAGAAUUCCACGGAGGGUGCCCACUCAGCCAUUGAAUUCUCGAAGUGCUAGGACAGGGGCUGGAAGUGGAGGAACCAGUUUUACUGACUCGUAUCGUACAAGAGAUUCUUCACUGAGACUGGAACCUGUAUGCCAGGAAUCCAGCAGGUUGCAUAGUUACAGUAGAGACUGGGCAAUUGGAGAAAGAGAAGCCUAUGAAAGCCCGUGGAAGCUUCCAACUUCUUCUCCAACUCGCUACUCAGGAACACUUGACCGUCCAUGGUCUGGAAGAUUUUUGGGAAGCAGAAACAGAUUGUCAGCGUCAUCAUCUUCGACUCUUUCGUCGUCUUGGUUUGGUGAAUCUGAAAGAACUCAGGGAGCAUAUUCGUCAAGGCUGCAUCAUAAUCAGCAGCAGGACAGCGAUUCUAAGAGACCUAAACUUUCCUAUACAUCUACCUCUGGUGUGAGAAGUAAUGGCUUAAACACAGAUUCAGAUUCCCCAUGGAGGUAUAGCAGUGUACCCAGAUCUUCAACUAUGGUACUUGGGUCAUUAGGAACCGAACUUGUGAGAGAAAGGAGAGAGCUAGAAAGAGCAGACCCAUCCAUUGGUAGUCUUGUGGAUUACAGUCGCAGGAGUGGCGACUUCCCAUCUUCAUCAUACCUUCAGGAAAGAUCUGCUGCUUCGUAUGCACAAGGAGCAAGGCCAAAGGACAACUCGUUAAGCUCUUUGAGGCUGAACACAUCCAUGAACCGCCAGUUGCCUUCUGAACAUCAAUCAUCAUUACUCUCUAGAGACCAUAGCUGGAGUUCAAGAUCUAACUAUGUCCCAAGAGAGGUAGAAUCUUCAGAAAGGAAUAUACAGCCAGAGUUUACCCACGGUGCCAUGAGAAGUGGAGCCAGUUCCUCCAGCGGUUCUGAAAGGAUCACACAGCCCCAAAGGUCAUUAAGUGAACCUCCCAGUGAUACUGAAGGAAGGCGAACAACUAGGCAGCUGCUGUCUCGUUUAGCUUCGAGUAUGUCCUCCACAUUUUUCUCCCACCUACCUCACGGGGUUCUUCUUUCAGAGGAUUCAGAAGAGGAAGAGGGAGACUUGUGCAGAAUAUGUCAGAUGUCAUCUACAUCCCCUACUAACCCUUUAAUAGAGCCAUGCAAAUGCACUGGAAGUCUACGGUAUGUUCAUCAGGAGUGUAUGAAGAAGUGGCUACAGUCCAAGAUUAACUCUGGUUCUUCAUUGGAAGCAGUGACUACCUGUGAACUGUGCAAAGAGAAGCUGCAUCUCAAUCUUGAUGAUUUUGAUAUCCAUGAACUUCACAGAGCACAUGCAAAUGAACAAGCAGACUAUGAAUUUAUCAGUUCUGGGCUUUACCUUGUAGUGUUGUUACACUUGUGCGAACAGCGCUUUUCAGAUAUGCUGGGAACUACAAGCGAGGCCAACACUCGUGUCCGGUUUAUUAAUCUUGCAAGAACUCUUCAGGCACACAUGGAUGAUAUUGAAACAGCUUCAGACGAUGAUUCUGAGGAUGGUGAUCUCGCUACACUUGAUGCUGCGUAAACGCCGCCAGACGCUUGGACGGGCAACGGACCCUCGGCACCCAUCAGUAUGCAUUUCUUUAGUAAGGCACACCGACUACUGUUAAGAGAUUUCUAAAGCAUUGCUGAGUUCAGAAACCUGCUGUUGCACACUGGAAGCAUGGGGACCUGAGCAUUCGGUCCGUUGGUGGGAGUGGUUUCUCCACUGAGAUUAUUGUAUGCCUUCUUCUAAAAGACCAGAUUUUUUAUGUGGUAAGAAACAUGAUUUCCUUUUGUAUAAACUUCUUACAGUAAUCAGUUACACUUCUGGAAAAAUGUUUCUCACAUUUGCUCUUCUACUGGCACUAAGUGGUAAUGUUAAGUACAUCUGCAAGUCAGGGGGGGGGGGAUACUUCUGUUUUAGCUUUCCAUUUUGAAAACACCUUUGGGGGAAGUCUUGUUGUUUUUGCUUCCAGUGUUUACACCAUAGGAUGAAUGCAGGGAAUGAAUGGGUUCUGUGGAGUUUAAUAUUAAGUUUCUAUAUUUUCCGUGAGGAACGUUUAACUCAAAGCAAUAAACUUGCAAGGGGCUACUAAUAAGUGUUAAAUGAUGGCUUUUUAUAAGUACUGAUGAUUUCAAAACUGCGGAUUAUAUUUGAUAUUAUGUAGAUGUUCCAGCGAGGAAUUACAGCUGUGUAAAACACUUGCAUUUCAGCAUUCCUGGCAGGAAUACAACGUAAUGGUUUAAAAUCUUAACCGAGCUAUUUAUCUUAAUGAACCUUUUCUAGAACCCACAUUCACUGCUGAA